UCUCUGGUACACCUGACGGGCACAGUGCUGCAGAGAGAAUAGCGACGCCUCCUACGACCCUGCUACACUGGCCCCCAAGUAGCAGUUGUCAUGUUCAACAUGCCUAUGCACAUAUCGAUGUCACGCACAUGACGAGACAAAACCCCAACAUGGUGGAUUGAUCUGAACGGGAUUACUUGACAGUGCUUGGGACUACACUUUGAAAAGUAUAGUUUGGUUCGUUACAUCAGCCAAAAAGAUAUUUCUACGACAGCAAGUAGUACAAUCGUUUGUUGAAAAUGAUGGUUAAACAAAACCAAGUACAUGUAUUACUGGUUCUGACUGUGACUUUCAUCCAUGGUGUAUCCCCUACACAAGCCCCGAGUCCAGGUGGAGUGGCAACCUUGAAGACAGAAUACACCAUAACUGGUGCCAGAAGCAACUAUACCGGCUUUAUAUGGGUACGACCAACUGACGGUCGGUAUGUCGUCACCUGCAACCCCAGCUGCAGCCCCGUGGCUGGAUACAGUGCAACUAUGAACGCCACACACUCUACACUCACUAUACACAGUGUCGGAGUGAAUGAUGCUGGAACAUGGAGGAUACAAGAUGCAAUAAAUGAUACAAGUGCGCCGCAAGGCGUGUGGGAAGUGAUGGUCUCCAAAACUCCAGAAUGUAACAUCAGCAGUGAUGUGGACACAGACGCCCUUGAGCUCGGCACAAACCUGACAGUCACAGUGUACAUCAACGACUACUACUGUUCCCAGGAAACUGGCUUUAACCUUACCACUGGUGCUGUCAUGGAGACGUUGUCGACAAAACACAACGUCAGUGAUGUCCAACCUGACGUCAUUAACAAAACUAUCAAUAUUGUCCUUUCACGUUUUGGUGACGUCACGGUGUCGUUUGCAUGUGACAUCAUGAGCAGUGAUCUGAGCUGUAGUGGAGUUAAGAGGUUGUUAAAAAGUCCCCCACAGUGCAACAUCAGCAGUGAUACAGACACUGAUGUACUGGAGCCAGGUACAAAUCUCACCCUGACAGUAGACAUCAGAGGCUACUACUGUUCUCAACAAGCUGGGUUUGAUCUAACUACAGGCAGCGUCACAGACGUCUUGUUGCAGAACCAGACCACGCACAACAUCACCGACACUGUCCAGCACCACUUCUUCAACGUCUCAUCUGAUCGUUUUGGAAAUGUCAGUGUUAUGUUUAGAUGUGACAACAGCAAUAGAUCAAUUACGUGCGAUGGAGUUUCCAAGUUGAGCGCUGCUUCUUCACCAACAACAGCCCCCACAUCGACAGCUGCUCCUUCACCAACAACAUCCCCUACGUCGACAGACCAGCAUGUAGCGCGAAUAUUGCUGAGUGCGGUGUUAAACAACGUACACACAAACGAAACUGUCGUCAAACCAUUCCAUCAGUUCAAACUUAUGCUAUUAAGCUGCUCCUUCACCAACAACAUCCCCCACAUCGACAGCUGCUCCUUCACCAACAACAUCCCCUACGUCGACAGCUGCUCCUUCACCAACAACAUCCCCCACAUCGACAGCUGCUCCUUCACCAACAACAUCCCCUACGUCGACAGACCAGCAUGUAGCGUGAAUAUUGCUGAUUUCGGCGUUAAACAACGUACACACAAACGAAACUGUCGUCAAACCAUUCCAUCAGUUCAAACUUAUGCUAUUAAGCUGCUCCUUCACCAACAACAUCCCCCACAUCGACAGCUGCUCCUUCACCAACAACAACCCCUACGUCGACAGGAAGCAGUAACACGUCACCAAGCUCACCAACAGUAUCUGAGAGGUCGUCAACACCAACAAGUCCAACUACGACAGAGUCAUCACCAUCCGACCUCACCUUAGGUCUUGCUAUUGGACUGCCGCUGCUCUUUUGUGUAAUUGCACUUGCUAUUGCAUUACGUUUCCACCGGAAAAAAAAAGGAAAGUACAUUGCAUAAGGAAACCUUUUUUUUCUGGUGGGAGUCGUUUUAAAACCAAAUCACAGUGCGCUCGUCUGUCCCAUAGAGAUCCCACCACAGCCACCAUCCUGCUGGCUCUGCACUUAUACAGAAACCACACCGUACGGCCACAGACAAGAUCGACACUGGGGACUUAGUAUAUGGUGUGUACUUUAAUCGACACCGCCCAGUAUAUAUCAUGUGUGUUUAUAUGUGUAACUGAGUCAUGUAUAUUUCAUCAUAGCCAGUAUGGUAUUACCUCAAUGUGUCUUUCCGACAUUCGGUAUUUUUAUGUGCACACUGUACCCCAAAUGACGUAUUUGGUCAAGCCUUUGAAUUUAUUUGUGUUGGGAUUCUUUCAAAUGUCUCCAGUCGAAGACGGACAUGCAGAUACCGGUGGCGCCCAGACAGUCCGAGACCGCCUCCGUGGUCUUGUGGUAGAGCGUCCGCCCGGAGAGCGGAAGGUCCGGGGUUCGAUCC
Haliotis rufescens (red abalone) is the source of this 2416-nucleotide messenger RNA. RefSeq lists its product as uncharacterized. The transcript is spliced from 17 exons. The record is from RefSeq and is a predicted model, not a curated record. Lineage: Eukaryota; Metazoa; Mollusca; Gastropoda; Lepetellida; Haliotidae. Bases 279 to 1841 code for a protein of 520 amino acids.